UUGAAAUGUUUAGGAGCGGUCAAAAUAACACCAGCGCAUGAUCACAGUGAUUAUGAAGUGGGCAUUCGUCACAGCUUACCAUUCAUCACGUGUAUAACGGACGAAGGCAAUAUGAGUGAGCAAUGUAGCGAAUUCAGUGGCAUGAAAAGUCGUUCCAAGGAUGUGAUUGAGCCAAUUCUCAAGUCACAGUGGUACGUGAAGUGUGACGUGAUGGCCCAACGAGCUAUUGAUGCUGUUGACAAGGGAGAGCUCAAAAUAAUACCGAGUUUCCAUGUAGCAACGUGGAAGAAGUGGUUGGAAAAUAGCAGGUACAAGUGUUAA
Messenger RNA from Gongylonema pulchrum, 321 nucleotides. The record is from the annotation of a GenBank genome assembly. NCBI's taxonomy places the organism in Eukaryota, Metazoa, Nematoda, Chromadorea, Rhabditida, Gongylonematidae.